AUGAACAUCCCCCUCUCCCUGCUUGGAGCCAGCCCGACGUUACCUCCGCCCGUUGGACCAUGGGCUGAGCCAGGACCACCAAGCGGCAUGCACGUCCAGGAGUGGAAGUAUGAGAUGCGCCGUCAGGCGCAAGCGGUCUUGCCUAAUCUCUACCUGGGUCCAUUUCAGGCCAGUACAGACUUAGGCCGCCUGCGCGAGAGGCGCAUCACACACAUUCUCUGCUUGCGCGACUCUGUCGAGGCGCGCCAUAUCUUUCCCCGUUUCCCGACCGAGUUUAUUUACUUGACACUGGACGUGGCCGACUCGGAGGGCCAGAAUAUUAUCUCCAUCUUCCCCAAGUGCCGAGAGUUCAUCGACAUGGCGAUGAGCGCGGGUGGCGCGGUGCUAGUACACUGCAACAGCGGCAUUGCAACGUCUCCUGCCAUCGUUAUGGGCUACCUCAUGUGGAAGUUUGGAUGGGACUAUACACUGGCACUCACUUUCGUCCAGAGUAAGCGGUACUGCGUAUCGCCCGCAAGCUUCGCGACCCAGCUCCGCGAGUACACGGCCAUCGCCCAGGCUCACAAGGCUUUGCGAAGCGAGCCAUACUCGGGCACUCGAGACCACAAGCGCGCACAUGAAGACGACAGCGAAGAAUUCAUCCCUCAACGCGGGCCGAUCAAGCGGCGCGUUUCGGACGACGACGAUGUCGAGAUGGAGUAA
This is a messenger RNA of Cutaneotrichosporon cavernicola, 702 nucleotides long. RefSeq lists its product as uncharacterized. Bases 1 to 702 code for a protein of 233 amino acids. Gene Ontology annotation, biological process: negative regulation of SCF-dependent proteasomal ubiquitin-dependent catabolic process; regulation of ERK1 and ERK2 cascade; protein dephosphorylation. Gene Ontology annotation, molecular function: F-box domain binding; protein tyrosine/serine/threonine phosphatase activity. The record is from RefSeq and is a predicted model, not a curated record. NCBI's taxonomy places the organism in Eukaryota, Fungi, Basidiomycota, Tremellomycetes, Trichosporonales, Trichosporonaceae. Gene Ontology annotation, cellular component: nucleoplasm; cytoplasm. The transcript has 7 exons.